Molecule: messenger RNA, 927 nt
Organism: Mytilus trossulus (common blue mussel)
Lineage: Eukaryota; Metazoa; Mollusca; Bivalvia; Mytilida; Mytilidae
Product: complement C1q tumor necrosis factor-related protein 4-like
Exons: 2
Coding region: 45-689 (214 amino acids)
Molecular function (GO): protein binding
Source: RefSeq, a predicted model, not a curated record
AGUACACAGUCGGAGAGAAGAAAACAAUUCUUGAACUUGUAACUAUGGUACUAAGAGGGAUUUUGCUUCAAUUUUUAGUAAUUACGAUUAUGAAAUACGCGAAAGGACAAAAUAGUGACAACUCUUCUACUGAGAUACCACUACUGGACAAUCUAAAUAUGCCUUUAGUUGCUCUGUUCGAUACCACGAAACUUAACCAGGUGUUGAAGGUAGCUAUUAAGAAGUCAGUAGAAGAUGCCAUAAACGAGAUGAUUCCUCGGAUAAAACAGGCUGUUAUUGAAGACAUUGGAUACGAACCUGGACGAAAAAGGGAAAGGCCAGCCUUUACAGCAUCGCUUACGCUAACUAAGAGUCUUGCUAUUAAUGAAGUUGUAGUAUUUGACAAAAUAUGGUUAAACAUGGGUGAAGUCUACAGUCAGGACACUGGAGUUUUUACUGCGCCGAAAACGGGACUUUACUCUAUUUCAACAACGGUUAUGGCUUAUCAUAACAGCUACUUGCACUGCAAUCUGUGGAAAAAUAAUGAGAAAGUAGUCCUGGCUUUCGGUAAUGAUUUAUCAACAGGGACUCUAAAUGUUGUGAUGGCAUUGAAAUUAAAUGACACAGUUUAUGUAAAACAUCACACUGGUUCGGAAAGAAUUUAUGGAGAUCAAAGGUCGACAUUUUCUGGAUACCUUAUUACCGAAUAAACCAGCAAAAAUAACUUUUAGAAUAAUUUGAUCUGGAAAUGAGAAAUGAUAUUAAGUCAGUCGAAAAAACACACGUUAUGUAUAGAUAAUGUCAUACUCAUGUUCACUUCAUAUUUCCAAAUGCUAGUACCUUUCUAUAUUAUUUCAAAUAUAUAUAUAUAUAUGCAUUUGUUUAGUGAAUGACCGAGCAUUUUAUUAUACCUAUUUGGGAAUAAAUAAAACAUUUUUCACAAAAGUU